Amoebophrya sp. A25 is the source of this 5655-nucleotide messenger RNA. Lineage: Eukaryota; Dinophyceae; Syndiniales; Amoebophryaceae. The record is from the annotation of a GenBank genome assembly.
GAAUACCCCCCUAGGUUUUCUCUCGCAAGGACUUGUUAGCGAUCCUCUAUAUUUCCCGGAAGGCGAAGCGCACAUCCAAAUUUAGUAUUUUGUUUUUCAACAUAAGAACUGAGGCUGAGCUUUUUUCCUUUAGUUACGAUACAGAGAGAUGAUAGAGUAAUAUAAAAAUCGGCUUUACCACCUCCACCUUAUAGCCUUCCUAUUUCUUACUCUACGAAGAUGUUUAGUCGUUUGUUCAAAAGAGGCUCGUCGAGUGCUAGUGGCACUUCUAUUGCUGAUGUUCCAAACAACGAAAAUGAAGUUGUUGCCACCUCUGAGGGUACUGGACACGUUCCCGCUAACGCUGAAGCAGGAACGAAAAAGGGAGCGUCGUCUUCCAAAAAGAGAAGCGGUAAGAAAAAGGAGGCAGCUUCUCCAGAAAGAGGUGGAGAUGUGGAGAAGAAAGAGAAGAGAGACGAGAACGGCGAGAAAGAUGCUCCUGCGCCGGAUCUUCAAGAUGAAGAGAAUUCCUCUCCAGGUAGUGAAGAAUCCAGAGAUGACCACGAUGAAUUUGACGAAAAUGCGGAACUUGCUGUCCUAGACCCAGAGGAACUGGCUAGACGACAGAUUGAGGCUAAAAUUCGAGAGGCAACGCCAGAGGAGCCUACAAGAUCGACCAGGUUGCAGAACAAGAUUUUCGACGACUCGAAUCGGUUCGUAGAGUUCGAAGUUGGAGAUAAAAUCCGCUUUUUCAAAGCUUUCAAGCAUAACGAGAAAACGCAAGCCCGCGAAGACUUGCCUAAAUUUCACCGAUUGCAGUCGAAGGUGGCGAUGGGCAAAUACAUUGGCGGAGAGGUCGUGGACGUUGAUGAACUCACGGUGCGCAUUAGUCUGGGUGAUGGUGGAAAUGAGCGAUGGAUUCCGCGAAAUUCAGUUCUUCUUUUGCCCAAAGCGGUGAAAAUCCCGGAUAUCAUGGCUUCAGCCUAUCGGGGGCAAGCGCACCAAGGAGAAGAAGAAUUUGUUCCUCCGCCACCUCCAGUGGAGAUGACCCCUCCAGAGGAAAAGAAGUUGCCUGCUGCAAAGGGUCCUCGUCUCGGCAUUUUGACCGGUGAUAUGGCGCUGCAUGAUAGUUACAAGGGCAGUAUGAACCAAAAGAUGUUGCCAGGAGAUGAAGAGUCAGAAAUCACGGAGCCCAACAUGAGGAUGAGCUUGAGCAUUACGGUACCCGUUUACCCGACUGUAGAUGGCAAUAUGGACGAAACCUUACGCCAAGUCCAGGCCGCGAGGCGAAAAACAAGGCAGAUCUUGGAAGAGGAGGAGCGCAUCCGAAAUUCGCGUUGGUUGAAGGCAAAACGACGUGCUAAAUACCUCAAAAACUUCAUUUUGCCAGAAAAGCCUCCGCCACUCCCGCCUCCGCCAAAAGUGGUAUUUUUGGAAGAUUUGGCCAAAGAGGAGAAGCACAAGUGCUGGAUCAAAGUGGCCACUCACUGGUACAGAGAUCCUGAAGAAAUCGCGGCAGCACAACGCCUGAAAGAGUCACUGGAACAGCGGGCCAGAGAACGCACCGGAGAUGAAGUGCCAGCCGCGAUAGAAGAUCAUCGGGCCAGAGGUGGAACAGGAGAAGUGCCAGCCGCGAUAGAAGAUGGUCCUGCUCCAGAACGAGCAGGUCCUGCAGGAGGCGAAGGAGGAGUAGGCGAGGCAAAUAGAGGCAUUCCGAGAGGCGAUGACGUUGCAGAAGCGAUGCAAAAAGUAGAGGAUGAACAGGGUCCUCAGGGAGCAGAAGGACAAGCACAACCGACCACAGAAGAGACUGGAGAUGAGGCGGUGAAACAAGAAGAUGCUGCUGAAAAGAGUCAAACUGGUGAUGUUCCAGAUGCAGAGAAGGGUGACAAAACAGCUAACGAUGCAGAGGAUCAUAGGUCUCCAAAAGACGAAGCGGAAGGGAAGGGAGACGAGGGUUCCGCAGGAACACAAGACGAAGGAGUAGCACCACCAAAGCCGCAGCCGCCGCAUCAAGCGGAAGUAGAUGGAGCUGCGCCUCACCAGGAUGGCGAGGGCGGUGAAAACCAGCCAGAUGGGGAAAACAAGGCUUCUGGGGAAGCAGGAGACGGAACAGGUCCUCAAGCAGAAGAAGGAGAAGGACAAAAUGCUGAAACAAAGGAUCCUCAUCUUGUUCAAGAGAACCCACAGGAAGGUGAGGGUGAGGGCGACCAAGAUGAUUUACUCCCUGAGGACGAUGAAGAAGAGGAGGAAGCAGAAGAAGAUUUCGAUGAUGAUAUUGCCAGAAAAGUGAAGGAAAAAGCUGCCGAGCUAGCGCGGAAAGAAGCUGCCGAAGCUGCAGCAAAAGCGGCAGUUGAGGAAGAAAAACGUCAAGAGGCUCGCAAGAACGAGGAACAGGGUGUCUACUACUUUAAUCUCGUUACGGGCGAAUCCACAUUCAGUCGUCCACCGAAGAUCAGCGACGUGCGGAUUAUGGCAUGGACCCGCGAAUAUAUGGAUGUCGUUUCCCAAGGACCGCAGGUACUUAGUACAGAUCAUGGACUUUUUACAAUAACUCUGACACACAUGACACACAUGACAUGGUGCUCAUACUUCAUAGGGACGUGUAGACAGAUAAAUAAACGGAAACAAUGAAUAAAUCCACAACAUGACCUUGAAUGAUCAAUAAGUGUGGCCCCAAGAACUUGAACUAGCUUGCCUCGAUGAAUCAUGUUCAACAAUUCAAAAACCAUCAGGAGAGCGGCAUCAUUUACCGCUGCCGGCGCACUCUUCGAGAAAGAGCCAUGCCUUUAGACAUCAUGAGCGCUGAAGUGUUGCAGGGGCUCCAAACGUUGUACAAGGGAGACAACCCGAACUACAUCGCUCCAGGGGGAAAAUCAACGGUGGUCCGCGACCCUGCUGAGGCUCAGAAGCUGUUCGCGAUGCCGCUCACAGACUUGCUGAGCCAAAACAUGAAAACGAUAAAGAAGUACGUCCCUCCCAAGUCCUCCUUGGAUCCCGCUGACUGGGCUUUGGCUGGCUUACAGGGGGUGGCGGGAGUGAACAGCGGUAGCAUAUCAACCACAGGAGUACGGCGAGGUCCACGAGGAACGACAUUCGGCUUUUCAGGUUCGAUGAUGAGUGGUACGUCAGGAGGGGGUCACCGCUACAGUGUAGUAGCUCCGUCAGCCAUGGCCGCCGCAUCUAUGCUGGCAGAUGUGACUGCGACAACAACAAACGAUUACGAAGCUGGUACGACCAGAACCGAUGUGGACGAGGAGCUGCCCUCUCCAAUUUCUAGGCUGGACGCAGUCGCAGCAGAGACAACCUAUCAAUCAAAUGACGGGGAGGGGGUAGUAGAGGGUGAGGUUGCACAGAGAGGGGACGAUUUGGUGGACGAGGGUGUUCUUGAUGAACGGGAGGAACAAGAACGGGGCUUAGCAGUGGUCCCCCCAUCUCCUACGAUCUAUCGUUCUUUUGGUGGCCUUUCUUCGUCGCUCGACUACGAUGCAGUCCGAAGUAUGAAGCGGGUGCCGUUUGAGAGCACAAGAAGCCUGGAGAGCACCUACGGCCCUGACUUUACGCGGUUAUCCAAGAGGGACGGCACCUUGCGUGGCCCGAAUGGCGAGCUGGAUCCCUUAGCCAAUCCUUCACGGCUCUAUGGCGCCAAUCUGGCGAAAUUGAAUCGGUCCCAGGUUGUGAAGAAGAAGCAGAAAGCGCGGCUUCAGCAUCGGCAUUUGGCGCUGGCGCCAAAACGUAAUCAGGAAAGCUAUUUCGACGAGAACGGUCAACCAAUCAAGGAUCAGGAAGAUGCGCUCUUCACGCAAGAUGGGCCCACUGCGACUGAAGCUUCGCUACUACUAGAACAACAAAUGGUCCGGUUUGGAGCAGGUGGCGGAUCUAGUGACGCGGCGAGCUCAGGCUACGACUGCUCGCCACGCGGCAUGUCGCCUGGUGCCUCGAUGUAUUCGACAAGAGACAACUUCAACUUGUGGAGCAAAAGUUCGUAUGGUGCCUACGGCAGUUCCAACACCACUAGUGUGGUAAAGCUGCCCAACGCAGCAGCGGCCAGUGCAGUCGGUGUGAUCUCUUAUGGACGCGGGCGACGUCAUAACCCCGAUUACCGGUACGUGGGAGGCGACAAGCGCUACGAUUUCAGGUCGGAUGAGGGGACUUAUACAGCGUACGAGACCCGUGAGGACGGCGUCAUCCAAAAGAAGCCGCCAGGCGAGACCCCCUUGCACGCCUUUUUGAGAACGCAGUCCACUUUGUUGAAAGAGUCGCAAGAAAUGUCAGCAGGCUUUCCGAUCCGUGAUAUGCGCGCUUCGCGUGCUGCGUCGCUCUACACCGGCUCCGGCUCGCGGCAGGCCUCGCCGCUGGACGGAAUGACCGCGCGCAAGCUAGGCCGACCCAGUGGCGUCCUCGGCAGCAGCACCGACCGGCCUCUGUCCAAGAGCGAAAAGCGCAAGCUUUUUCCUUCCCCACCAGGCACCGCAGACCACGUACCGCAGAGUCUGCAGGACCGACUCGAGAAGCCCGUUGUUGCCAAAGGCCAGAAGCACGAGAUCGUCGGUGACAUGGGUCAUGGUGGUGGUGUGUUACGAGCCCGCGCCGACGCUGUGAAGAAGAUGGAACGCAAACUGUCGCAGCAGGAACGACUCAGCGUCUCACGAGAGACGUUCAUUUCGUCUAUGGGUGUCACAGAUGAUGCGAUGGACGAAAUGCAAAAGGUAAGGAUGGGAGGCUCAACAUCCGAUAAUUUUCCACCACGUGGUCCUGGACGAGGCAUGCAUCUUCCUGCUGGAACAGGUCUUCAGAACAGCUCCUACAUGUCAGGAAUGGACUCCCUCUACGGUGACCUUUAUAACGACUACGGACAUCAUGAGAAGAUGAACAACAACCUUCAUAACGCGAAUCAAGCGAUUCUGGUCGCGCGUGGUCGCCGCAUCGGCAUUCAAGGAUCGGAUCUGGACUUCUACGACUUGUCGGAUCCAGCAGUCUUCGGUCGUGGAGGCCCUGGACGGCACGUUUCCCUAGGAAAGUUCGGCACCAUCGACCUCGCACGACCUGUCGAAGAUACGCUUGUGAACGCUAUGGGGUGCACACAGGAUUCCCUCUACAUGCAUCCGAGCGACGUUCGGCCAGAGGGCGAAACCUCGCAGACGGACUUCAAGUACAAACGUGUAGUGCGCGAGUGGGGGAGGCCUCAGGCCGGAAGUGCCUCUAGUCCGGGUACGAAGCUUUUUGCAGGAGACUUCGCUUCGUCUUCCCCAACAGGGCAGAAAGGUGGCAGGAGUAUCUACACUCACAAUCACAACUACGGGUACCAGCGGGUAGGACGCAGUGUGGAGGGCAAACAAAUUGAGCGAGCGGUAGGGGUCAAUGUAGCCGGCGAACCGCCUCGACCAAGAAAACUCACGUCAAGCUUCUUCGCGGCCAUGCUUGGAUAUGGAUGAAGAGUUCCAUUUUGUGUCCAUUUUGGACAUUGCAGAUUCCGUAAUCUAUCAUGUUCCAUCCAACACGCACUUUUUUUCUUCUUACAGUGUAAAAAUACAAAUAACUACAUGUUGAAAUGAUGAGACGAAGCACCAUCGCUGCAGCAGGUUGUUGUCUUUGAAAUUCAGCAGCACUCAUGGUGCUCUUAUUCGAAAACAUCCGCUGCCGAUUGCGAUGCGGCUAGUGGAGCUUCAAGUUCGC